This is a messenger RNA of Xiphophorus hellerii (green swordtail), 872 nucleotides long. RefSeq lists its product as uncharacterized. The transcript has 2 exons. The record is from RefSeq and is a predicted model, not a curated record. Bases 242 to 505 code for a protein of 87 amino acids. NCBI's taxonomy places the organism in Eukaryota, Metazoa, Chordata, Actinopteri, Cyprinodontiformes, Poeciliidae.
CUCCUCCUCCUCCUCCGUGUCUCUCCCACAUCUCUCCAUCACUCCGUGUGCUUCGCCUCUCCUCCUCUUCCUCGGGGUUUCCUCCUCAGACCCAGCACCAUGUUUCUGACGUGAGGUCGGUCGGUGUGUUUUCGGACCUGCUGGAUGCUGUGAGCGGCGGGAAGCGGAGCCAGACUCUCAUCCUUCACUGAGUGCCUUUGUUCGGAGCAGCAGCAGCAGCAGCAGCAGCAGCAGCAGCAGCAUGGAUCUGUCCUUCAUGGCCGCGCAGAUCCCAGUCAUGACUGGGGCCUUCAUGGACUCCUCACCCAACGACGACUACAGCGGCGAGCAUUCGCUCUUCAACUCUUCGGCGAGCGUCAACGCGGCGGCCUCGGCCGCCUCGGUGCACGGCCAGCCGGACGAGCAGCAGUCCAUGUCCAGCGACGCCAUCUGGCUGUGGAUCGCCAUCAUUGCGACUAUAGGGAACAUCGUGGUGGUGGGCGUCGUCUACGCCUGCACCUUCUGAUAGACGAGCUGCUCCAACUCUACAGUCAUCCAGACGGUUUUUAUGUGUGGAAACAUAACGAGGCUCUGCAGAACCAACAUCCUCCAUGUCUGAACUGACCUUCCUCUGCUUCUCACCGGGUUUGUUUAGCUGUUUUAGAUCCGCUGACGUUCCAGAGGUCUGAUACGUGACAGUGAUGUGUUGACCUCCAGCUUUCUUCGUUGAACAGGAAGGCUGGUUUUUCUCAACGAGUCUCUUUAGCUGAAGAUGUUUAUGUUUAAGAAGAUGGUUAUUAACUUUAUGUUUCUUUGUCCUGUUAGUUAUUUUACUUAAAUGUAUUUUGUGUGUUUUUUCCUGAAUAGCAGCUUUCUAGUUACUAGAAAAAGAU